CACUAUAAUUAUGAAUUAUUACCUUAAACCAACAUUAAUUUUAGCCCUUUGGGCUACUACUUUUGUCAUACUUUCUCUUCCAACUCCCUCACUACAACAACAAUCUUCUUCAUUUGAACAAUCUUCAUCAAAUCGAACAAGUUCAUCUUCAUCAUUUGAUCAAAAUGGCUCAUCAUUUGAACAAUGGUCGUCCAAUCGAAGUAGUUCUUCAUCAUUCAAUCAAACUACAACGUUUCAAAAAUCAUCACCAGGAGGUGUAAGGCUUCAGAAUGCAUUCACUGCUCUGCAAGCAUGGAAGAAAACUUUCACCUCUGACCCUUUCGGGUUUACCUCGAAUUGGGUAGGCAACAAUGUGUGCAGCUACCAAGGUGUAUUCUGUGCACCAGCACCCGACAAUGGUAAUGUUAUCACUGUUGCAGGAAUCGAUCUUAACCACGCCACAAUCUCAGGUUCAUUACCUGAUAGACUCGACCUUUUACCUGACCUCGCGCUCCUUCACCUCAGCUCAAACAAAUUUUCCGGUAAUAUCCCUUCCUUCCUUUCGCGGUGCAAGCUUCUCUUUGAGCUUGAUUUAAGUAACAACUUGUUCCGUGGCCCUUUUCCUUCUGUUUUCCUAAAUCUUCCAUCUCUCAAAUUCCUCGACAUUCGUUACAAUCAGUUCGAGGGUGUAAUCCCUCCUCAACUCUUCAACUUAAAACUUGAUGCUCUUUUUUUGAACAACAACCAAUUCUCCUCACCCCUUCCUAGCACCAUUGGAAACUCCCCUGUUUCCGUGCUCGUUGUGGCUAACAACAACCUUAAAGGGUGUUUCCCAUCAGAAAUUUCCAAAAUGGGAAGAACCCUCGACGAAGUUAUUCUCAUGAACAUAGGGCUAAAAGGUUGUUUACCUACAAGUAUUGGGGGGUUGAACCAAGCAACCGUUUUCGACGUAAGCUCUAACGAUCUAACAGGCACAUUACCUGAAAGUAUGGGAAGGAUGCAGAGCUUAGAGCAGCUUAAUGUUGCAAAUAAUAAAUUUUAUGGGGAAAUUCCAAACAGCAUUUGUGAUUUGCCUAAGUUGGAAAACUUCACUUAUGCUAAUAAUUACAUUACUAAAGAACCGAUUCAGUGCUUAAUGAUUAUGGAUAAAAAUGAUGAGAAUAAUUGUCUAGAUUUUUGGUUGUCACAAAAAUCUUCUACAGAGUGUAAGGCCUUCUUAUCCCACCCUCCAAGUUGCAAAUGUGUAGGAAGUCCCCCACCGCGGCCACCACCUCUGCCGCGACCAUCACCACCUCCUACAAAAUACAAUGCUCCAAAAGUGCCGGUGCCUCCACGUCGAGCGCCCCCACCUCCGUCAAAAAAUUAUGCUCCAUAUGUACCCGUACCUCCUCGACGACCACCACCACCACCACCUGCGCCUAAAUAUACUCCUCCACAUGUGUAACCACUAAAUUUUGUGCAUGUGUAAUUACUACUGGUCCUGCAACCUAGCUUCAGCAUGGUAGAUGCGAAAAAUUCGGUUUAAAAUUUUUAUUAUUAUCAUUUGUUUUCAAAUUUGUAUUGUUUUGUUAUGGAAGAGAAAUGUGUUGAAUUAAAUUGACCUUGACCAAAUAGAAUAUUAGUGAGCAUAUGUAAUAAAAUGAAAGUCAAUGUGCCAAUAUUAAUGUUAUUUAUUAGCAAUACUUCUUUGGGCCAUGUAAUUGUAUUAUUUUCAUGUGUUGUUAUAUUUAAUA
Molecule: messenger RNA, 1712 nt
Organism: Chenopodium quinoa (quinoa)
Lineage: Eukaryota; Viridiplantae; Streptophyta; Magnoliopsida; Caryophyllales; Amaranthaceae
Product: leucine-rich repeat extensin-like protein 6
Exons: 1
Coding region: 11-1423 (470 amino acids)
Molecular function (GO): protein binding
Source: RefSeq, a predicted model, not a curated record